AUGGACAGUUUUGGGAAUUUGAGUAUAGGAGACAAUUUCACUAGCGGGAUGGAGCACGGUGAUGAGGAGCUGGUGGGCCUUUCCAACCUAAGCAUAUCGAAAAAUGGACCAACAUUAUCUCCACAACUCAUCAACCGGUUCAUGCCCCAUUUCCCUUCAAGCCCAUCGCCUCUACGAAAUGCAUUGGAUUUUAGUGUAAGUAAAGGCGAUGAGGAAGAGAAUGACCUAAUGGAGAUAGACGAAGUUGACGAUACGAGUUUCGGAGAGGUUUACGACAGGGAGCCCACUGAAGCAAUUAUUGAAGUGGAUGAGAGGUCCAUAGUGGAAGAAAUCGAAGUCACGCCUGAAGACAAACAAAAGCAAGAAAACAGUGAAAGUCAGAACCAACACCAAGAGGGGGAGAGAAAUAUUGUUUCACCACACCAUGCAACUGUCAUAAAGGCACUAUUGUCACCGACAGAUUUAGGCGUAGCGGCGGCUACCAAAGUAGAAAGUAUUGUACCAUUGCCACAGGCUAACCCAGACAACAAUCAAGAUUCAAAGAGCAACCUAGAAAUUGGUAAUGAAAAUGAAAGCGAGCAGAAUGACGAAGUUGAGGAUGAACUCAACCUACAAACAGGUAAUGAUAAAUCAAGAACAUUUACAAAUGCGUUCGAUUCCGAGAUAAUCAAAAGGGAAUUGAGAUCAAGAUCAAAAUAUCAACCGAUUCAAGUUUCAUUUAAUACACACAAUUACUUUUAUUCCGAUAAAGAGGGCGUGAAAACAUAUUCUCUUACAAAACCAAAUGACAACGGAAUAGAUGACUUUUAUGACCGGAACGAAGCUUUCAAAUUGCCCAAGCCGUGGUCACCCAAUUCGCAUCCGACAUCGAGAGCAUCAUACGCCUUGAUGUCAUAUUUACAGUUAUUUCUCAAUGCGAUUACUACGAUUGUAAUUUUCAGUUUUAUACUAUCAUUCAUCUUAACACUACAGAAGGACUUGAAAUCCACAUGGGAACAAAGAAAACACGAAUUACAGUACGAAUCCGAAAAUUGUCAAGAACAAUACAUCACAAACCGUUGUAAUCAAACGCCGGGUUUACCGGCUUUGGACCAACAGUGCGCAGAAUGGAAACAAUGCAUGAACAGAAACAACGACAUAUUUUUCCGUGCAAGAACAACAUUGAGCGCACAGCUGUUUGGAGACAUCAUCAAUUCGUUUAUAGAUCCAUUAAAUUGGAAAACACUAUUUGUCAUAUUUUGCGGCAUCAUAACUUGGUGUUUUAGUUCAAAUUUUUUACUCGGAUUCGUGCGAGCUAAGAGCUACUACGGCGAUGGCAUCAAAAGAUAUCCCGUGUCACCUCCACUAACAUCAUCGUCUGAGGCAUCUUCCAAAGAGGGCUCUCGCUUACUCAAGCAGUAA
Saccharomyces eubayanus is the source of this 1401-nucleotide messenger RNA. It is a transcript of the gene BRL1, whose product is annotated as Brl1p. The coding region runs from base 1 to 1401 and encodes 466 amino acids. Gene Ontology annotation, biological process: lipid homeostasis; nuclear envelope organization. The record is from RefSeq and is a predicted model, not a curated record. NCBI's taxonomy places the organism in Eukaryota, Fungi, Ascomycota, Saccharomycetes, Saccharomycetales, Saccharomycetaceae. The transcript has a single exon. Gene Ontology annotation, cellular component: nuclear envelope; nuclear membrane.